Molecule: messenger RNA, 2985 nt
Organism: Alligator mississippiensis (American alligator)
Lineage: Eukaryota; Metazoa; Chordata; Crocodylia; Alligatoridae
Gene: IL11RA
Product: interleukin 11 receptor subunit alpha
Exons: 14
Coding region: 369-1622 (417 amino acids)
Biological process (GO): cytokine-mediated signaling pathway
Cellular component (GO): membrane; external side of plasma membrane
Molecular function (GO): protein binding; cytokine receptor activity
Source: RefSeq, a predicted model, not a curated record
GCUCCGCGCCCGCAGCCGCAGCGGCCGGCCGGCCGGCAUGGCCCCGCGCGGGGGGUAGCGCCGGCCGGGAGCGAGCCCCGCUCCAUCUGGCAAGGCCCAGGCUUGGCCGCGGCCCCGAGCUCUGCAGUUGCUGCUCGACGCCUGCCAGCGCCUCGGGUUACCGAGCCGGAGCCAGGACUCGCCUCCCGCACAAUGGGGCCGAGGGGGCCGGCGGGGGAGGAGGAGCAGGAGUAGCGGGUUUUUCUUGGAGCGCCUUUCCCAGGCUCCAGCGGCAGCCGGGCGAGGACGGCCGUGCCCUGCCUGCCCGCAGCCGUGGGCCAGCCCCGGGCUGCCAUGGGGAGCCGCAGCGUGGGCUGCACCCCCAGGCGAUGAAGAUGCGCUGUCCCGCCCCGUGCCUCGGCCGGCUGAUGGUGCUCCUGGCUGCAGCGCUGGCGUCAGCCCCGCUCCCCGCGGCGGGAGACUGGGGGGACGACGGAGUGGAGUACGGCCAGCUGGGCACCGACGUCGUCCUGCCGUGCGCCGGCGGCCAGCCCGGCACAGGGGUGCAGUGGCGGCGGGAGGGGGCCACGCUGCCCGCGGGCUCCAUCGUGCAGCUUGGAGCCCUUGUGCUGCCCCACGCCGACACCGCCGCCGCCGGCACCUACAGCUGCCACGGCCCCGACGGCCGGCUCCUGCGCUCCCUCGCCCUGCGCCUGGGCUACCCGCCGGGGGUCCCGUCCGUGUGGUGCCGUGCCUCGGACUACGAGAACUUCUCCUGCUCCUGGGCCGCAGCCCGCGACACCUUCCUGCCCACACACUACAUCACCACCUACCGGAAGAAGUCGCUGACCGGGGAAGAGAAGCGAAGGGUGCAGGGAGGGCCGGUGGGGCUGUGCCUGCAGGACCCCGCGCACCCGGGCACGUGCACGGUGCCCAAGUCGGAGUUCUGGAGCUCAUAUCGGCUCAACGUGACCGAGGUGAACCCGCUGGGCGCCAGCUUCCGCCUCCUGGACGUCACCAUGCAGGCCAUCCUGAAGCCGGACCCCCCGGAGGGGCUGGUGGUAGAGCCGGUGCCACGAGCCCCCCGGCGGCUGCACGUGCGCUGGCAGUACCCCGCCUCCUGGCCCAAGGAGCCCCACUUCCAGCUCAAGUUCCGGCUCCAGUACCGGCCCGUCAUGCACCGCGCCUGGUCCGUGGUGGAGACGGCGAACCUGUCCGAGGUGAUCACCGACGCCUUCUCCGGGCUGGAGCAUGUGGUGCAGGUGGGCGCCAAGGACUUCCUGGACGCCGGGAACUGGAGCGAGUGGAGCGCCGAAGCCCGCGCCACACCGGUCACUGUGCCUCCAGACCCAGCCGUCACGGCCAGCGCAGAAACCACUACCGAAACCGGCCUGGAGCGCCUGGCCCACGAGCCCUCGCCUGCCCCCAACCCCGAGCCCAUUGACCGCAGCGACCCCACGGAGAGGAUCGCCGUCCUGGUCUCGCUCGGGGUCUUCGCCUUCGUGGUCCUGGCCACCGUCCUGUUCGUCGCCCUCCUGGUCUGGCGCCGGGCAAGGAGUCAGGGCAAAGAGACACCCGAGAAACACGACUUCCUGGCAGCCGCCGUCCACCUCAAGACCCUGCCGAAAGCCCAGAUCUUGUAGCCAGGACCCCGUGGCUCCGGCGGGGGAGCCCCGUCCCCCCCGCAUCACCCUCCAAGGACACAACACUACUGUGGGCUCGAGAGCGGUGCCCCGCGCCUGGACUGCGGGACUUGCCCUGCCUGCCGCCUGCACCGUUGCCCUGCGCCGGCAAGGAGCCGGCUGCGGCCCCCAGGCAAGGUGGGGCACGGACCCCGGCGGGCACCAGCGUCGGGGGCGUUGGAAGGACCUGCCUGCACCUGGCGGGCGCAGGAAGAAGCCCUGGAGAUCGGCGCCCACGAACACUGCCCCGGCCUCAGACUCCAGCCCCAGACUGAGGGUGCUGGCUGGCGGCACGGGGCCAGGACAGGGCACGGGGCAUGGCCGGUGCCCCCUGGGCAGAGCCUGCAGAGGGGCCCAAGGGCUGCCCAGGAUCUGGCCCCUAUUCCUGCUGCUUGGCGCUGGCUUGGGGGCCCUUUGGGUACCAGGGCUGGGGUCUGGCAUGGGUGGCCAGCUGAGAGUGCGCUGCUGAACCCCCACACGUGUCCCAGAGCGUGUCUUCACACAUACGCACACCAAGGCUGCAUAGGGAGGCCGUGAGCUGGGCUGGAGGAGCCCUGGUAGCAGGGUCUGACCCCAGGGCCAGACCCCCAACCCUCGGAGUCUGAGAAUAGGAGGUCUCUGCUUGCACCUCCCUGCCUCUGGCCAGGCAUUGCUGGGUGGACCCCCGGCCCAGCGCACCCCCCCGGUAAUCGUUUCCAUGUGUUGGCACCGGACAGGCGCUGCAGCGAGGGCUGGGUGGGAGCGCGGAGCUGAGCUGCUGGAGCUGGGGGCCGGCAUGGCGCACAGGGGAGGGAGGCCAGGCACUUGCAGUGGGGUCUGUCCUGCAACUGCAAGGACCCAGCUGGCCAGCCCCGUCCCCCCAGCCCUUGUCCCUCCACGGACCCCAGGAGUUACCCUGACAUGGGCAGGAGCAGCUCCCCCAGCACCUACCCUGCUCCCCGCUUCCAGGUGCCUCCUCCCAGUGUGGGGCUGGCAGCCGCCCUGAGCCCUACCUGGGGUUUUCCUCCAGCCCAGGGGUGCCACGGGGGACCCUGGCACCUGGGGGUGUUGCACAUGUGUGUGAACGUGCCUGGCCCCUCAGCCAGCCCAUGCCCUGGCCUCUCUCCCUCUCUCCAUCCCCCCCCAUCAGGACUCGGUGCUGUGAAGACUCCUCCUCCCUGAUGCUCCAUGCCCAGCGACCGAUUCCCGGGCAGGGGUGACUCUUGCCCCGUUCCUGCGUCCCCUGGGGUCGGCCGCCCCGUGCCCGUGCCCGGGCCGUGAGAGCGGGCAGAGCUGGGGCUGUGCAAGGCCCAGUGGGAAUAAAGUGAGGAACGGGCCCCUGCAA